AUGAUCUUCUGUUAUGUGGACCACUUAGGAGCAUGCCAGAACUCGCUAGAUGGGAUCUCCAGAGUAAUGCUCGUGUGCUUGCCCUGCGGAACUGAGCUCAAUGACAGGGGACAACGUAGCAGAGGGGAAAUUGGACCACCCAUUGAUCUCCUCAGGUUUUCUUCCAUUAGAUUGUCCAUCAUGAAAUUCACUCUGUUUCUGGGCUUUGUGAUGGUAUGUAUUCUGGCUGUAACCUCAGGCCACACGUUUGAUUCCAGACUGGAUGAAGACUGGAAAAACUGGAAAUCACAACAUGAAAAGCAGUACACCGAGGAUGAAGAGAACUACAAGAGAAUGGUAUGGGAGGACAACAUGAGAUACAUUGAACAACAUAACCUGGAGUACCCAAUGGGGAAACACACAUUCACUGUGGGAAUGAAUGAGUAUGGAGAUCUGACCACUGAAGAGUUUAAUGAAAUCAUGAAUGGAUUCUUCCAAGCUGAAGCUGAUAACUCAACUGAAGAAGAUGUUGAUGAAGGAGAUGAUUUUAAUGAAGAUGUUGACGAUCUUGAAUCUAAUGAAAUUGAAGAAGGCGAUGAUGAUCUGAAACUCAGAGCUGUCGACUGGCGUAAAAGGGGUUUGGUUACUCAAAUGAAAAGCCAGGUAACAAUCAGCAGGAAUUCUUCCGUUAUUAAUUACUUGUGA
Messenger RNA from Stegostoma tigrinum, 684 nucleotides. Its product is annotated as procathepsin L-like. The coding region runs from base 1 to 684 and encodes 227 amino acids. Lineage: Eukaryota; Metazoa; Chordata; Chondrichthyes; Orectolobiformes; Stegostomatidae. The transcript has 4 exons. The record is from RefSeq and is a predicted model, not a curated record.